This is a messenger RNA of Trichomycterus rosablanca, 693 nucleotides long. RefSeq names its product gamma-crystallin M2-like. NCBI's taxonomy places the organism in Eukaryota, Metazoa, Chordata, Actinopteri, Siluriformes, Trichomycteridae. Gene Ontology annotation, biological process: lens development in camera-type eye; visual perception. Gene Ontology annotation, molecular function: structural constituent of eye lens. The record is from RefSeq and is a predicted model, not a curated record. Bases 1 to 645 code for a protein of 214 amino acids. The transcript is spliced from 3 exons.
AUGCACGUUACAGCUCUUUUCGAGAGUCUGGGGAAGUCAGUCUGGGGAAAAAGCCUUCAGAAGGGCUUCAGAGUCUUGUCCUUUUAUCUAAUCCCAUUUCACUGCACUGUACCGUCCCAACAGGUCAUCUUUUACGAGGACAAGAACUUCAUGGGCCGCUCCUACGAGUGCAGCAGCGACUGCACUGACAUCUCGUCCUACCUGAGCCGCUGCCACUCGUGCCGGGUGGAGAGCGGCUGCUGGAUGGUCUACGAUCAGCCCAACUUCAUGGGAAACCAGUAUUUCAUCAAGAGGGGCGAGUACUCCGACUACAUGAGCAUGUGGGGUUGGGGCAACAACUGCAUCCGGUCCUGCCGCAUGAUCCCCAUGUACCGGGGUUCCUACAGAAUGAAGAUCUACGAGAGGGAGAACUAUAUGGGUCAGAUGAUGGAGCUGACCGAUGACUGCGACUCCAUCAUGGAUCGCUACCACUGGUCCGGGGGCUGCCACUCGUGCCACGUGAUGGACGGGCACUGGCUCAUGUACGAGCAGCCGCACUACAGAGGCAGGAUGUGGUACUUCAGGCCCGGAGAGUACCGCAGCUUCAGGGACUUCGGCAACAUGAGGUUCAUGAGCGUGAGGCGCAUCAUGGACUCCUGGUAUUAAAUAAUCCAGACCCCGCUCUCAUCUUUUCACUAUGAGUCAAAUCGAAUA